AUGACGAGCACCACCUCGGCGAGCAGCACAACGGGUACCAGCAGCACGACACAGACGAGCAUCAGCACCAUCAGCGCCACAAGCACAACGAGCCUUCAUAGCACUACGCAGACCAGCUCAACGACCAGGACAGACAGCAGCACCCUCACGACAACGACCAGCUCGAUUUCCAGCAGCUCCACAGCCACAAUCUCUUCGUCGAUCUCGUCGGUGACUCGCAGCUCAACGGUGACGACGCCCACCAGCUCGAUGACCAGCAGCUCGACGGUGUUCUCAACGAGUGAAGCGAGUAGUCUUUCGAGCGCUACUUCUGUGAGCAACACGACAAGUGUCAGCAGCACGUCAGAGACGAGUAUCAGCACCACCAGCGCCACCAGCACAACGAGCCUGCAUAGCAUGACGCAGACCAGCUCAACGACCUGGACAGAGAUCAGCACUUCAAGUGUCAGUGUGUCGAAUUUCAUUUCGCAAAGCAGCACGACGCGCACCAGCAGCGCGACGCGGAGCACCACGUCCGCGAGCAGCAUCACAUCGCCGACUCCCAGCAGUACGACGAGCUCGAGUGAGACGAGCACCGCGUCUGUGAGCAGCACGACGGGAACCAGCAUCACGGCAUGGAGUAGCACAACGGAGAGCAUCAGCACGACAGUGCCCUCCACGAGUAGUGCGACAGAGACAAGCAGCACAACGGUGAGCAGCACGACAGAGUCCAGCAGCAGCACGUUGAUUCGUACAGGGGCAAGUGGCACCACAAUGGCCACUUACACCACUGCUAGUUCUGAUAUUUCAACAUCAAAAACAACCGACACACCAAUCGCAGUCACAGACUACGAGUACAUAAUGACAUUACGUGUUUUGUCAGUCGACUAUUCAGAGCUCCAAGCCAAUAGUCGCAUCCACGGUGCUUUUGUAUACGCCGUGACUGAUGCAUUUUUGGAAACGUUCCCAGAUGUUUCCAGUUCGCAGGUGGUUGUAGAGUUAUCUGCAGGGUCUGUGAUUGUGGGCAUUACUGUGGCAGAUCUCACUGCCGACGCUGCGGAGUCGCUUCACGAUCAAUAUGUCCAGCAGGGCUUCAACAUCACGCAUCAGGCCAACACACAGACUAAGCUCGAGAAUAUCGUCGGCAUCACGGCGGUGCUUGCGAACGGCUCGACUAUUGAUGCGAUCGUCGUGACUGUGAUUAGCCAGCAGAUCGUCUUUAGCACGAGCACGAGUUCGAUGACUGCGACUAGCACAGGUGUGACUUCCACGUUCCAAGUUGGUACGGCCCCCGCAGAGCCUCCGCUCGACGUGGUCUCACAUGAACGCUGGUCGGCUGCUUCACUCGGCAGCGCGUCGUUGGGCAUCCUGGGCGCCGUCGGCGCGAUAGCCGCGGUGUCGGCCAGCUCAGUGAUCCUGGUGGUGCAGAAGAGCUCCAAGAGGGGCCUGGACGUCGGACACAAAGGCGCUCGCUCCUGGGACGGGCGCGGCGGCGCGGACUUGGUGACGAGGCCGACCAGGCGGGUGCCCGUCCCCGGGGUCUACGUCAACGCGGGCGCCAGGAGAGAGGAAUGGGUGGUGAAGGCGCGCGGAUGCGAUCUGAAGCACCUCUUCCUGGGGCAGCCUCCUCAGCGCAUCACGUUGGUGCGGAAGGACCAGGACCUUUCAGAGACGCUGAAGAUCACAAAGGCUGGGGCGUGCAAGUCCUGGGGCGAAGAGGGCAGCACCCAGGUGAGGCAGAUUGCAGACAACAAGAUCGAAGUAGUCGACUUUGUAGGCGAGCUCAUGCCGCUGCGGCUGGAGCGGCGACCUCCAGCAUGCCAACUGCUCAAGAUGGUGUCGCCGUUGAUCAUCUUGUUCGCUGUUGCGCUCGUUGCGCUGCACCUGAAGAAAUACGACACUUCCAGUCCCAUCUUCAUCGCCGUGGCUGCUUGCAGCAUCGCCAUCCUGCUGGCGAAGGCGGGCGUGGACAUGGUGCGUCUCGUGGAGCUCCUUCAGGACUUGUUCCACGGGUGCGUGUGGAAGGUAUUCUCCAUCACCACUUCCGCCGUCCCCGUGCUGAUGUGCCUGUUCGACAUGUUGGAACAGGGUGGUGGCUGGCUCAGCGCAAGCACGGGGGCAGCCUGCCUGAUCUCCCUCUUCUUGGAGCUUGCCGACCUCGAGACGCUGGCAACCCUCGGGCGCCUCGUCUUCGGGCUCCUCUUCGGCGCCACCUCGGGCGCUUUCCUCUACCGAGCCGGCGACGGCGUCGCCUUCAUCCCGCUGCUGGCCUCGGGCAUCAUGCUGUGCCGAGGCAUCCAGGACCACCUCAAGGGCGAG
Molecule: messenger RNA, 2298 nt
Organism: Prorocentrum cordatum
Lineage: Eukaryota; Dinophyceae; Prorocentrales; Prorocentraceae
Source: the annotation of a GenBank genome assembly